This is a messenger RNA of Prunus dulcis (almond), 1997 nucleotides long. Its product is annotated as DEAD-box ATP-dependent RNA helicase 41. Gene Ontology annotation, molecular function: RNA helicase activity; RNA binding; ATP binding. The record is from RefSeq and is a predicted model, not a curated record. Bases 179 to 1798 code for a protein of 539 amino acids. The transcript is spliced from 4 exons. Lineage: Eukaryota; Viridiplantae; Streptophyta; Magnoliopsida; Rosales; Rosaceae.
CCGGCCAUAGUGGAUGAAUGAAGCAACCUUUGGUGUUUUCCAUUUCCACCAAAGGCCAAAGCGAAGAGGCUUUAGGGCUAACUAGUCUACUAGUACUGCCUGGCUAAUACUCACAAAGACAAAGUCCUAGUUUGUGGUUACCCAAAUUAAGCAUCCAUGUGAUUAUCAAGCUUAUACAAUGGAACACCCAAGCAAUGAUGACCAAUGCAAGAGUUCAGUGGUAGUAACAUAUGGGAAUCAAGUUACUGACAAAGUGAAAGAAAGGUCAAGAGACCAAAGAGAACCUCUUCCAGGGGAGCCUAAAUGUGUUAUAUGUAACCGUUAUGGCGAGUAUAUAUGCGAUCAGACAGAUGAUGACAUUUGCAGUUUGGAAUGUAAACAGACUGUCCUCUGCAGGGUUGCCAACACCCAAUUGCCAGUCAACCUACCACCUCCCAAAAGAUUAACUGCUACUGAUGAGUGCUUUUAUGUUCGAGAUUCUGGUAGUAAAUCAGGAUCUGUAUUCUUCUCUAGUGACCAGACUGAAUUGCUUAGAAGCAGACUUGAAAUUCAUGUGAAGGGAGACUUAGUUCCGCCACCUAUCUUGUCCUUCUCUUCAUGUAAUUUUCCUCAAAAGCUCCUCCAAAAUAUAGAGGCUGCAGGUUUUGAAAUGCCAACACCUGUCCAAAUGCAAGCAAUCCCAGCUGCUUUGAGUGGAAAAAGUUUGCUUGUGUCUGCUGAAACAGGGUCUGGGAAAACGGCUUCCUUUCUGGUUCCAAUUGUUUAUCUUUGUGCAAAUUUUCGCUUUGAGCAGUUUAGAGACCGGAAAAAGCCGUUAGCAAUGGUUCUAACACCAACCAGAGAGCUCUGUAUACAAGUUGAGGAGCAAGCUAAGUUGCUCGGAAAGGGUUUGCCUUUUAAAACAGCACUUGUGGUUGGUGGUGAUGCGAUGGCCAGACAACUUCACCGCAUUCAGCAAGGAGUGGAGCUCAUCGUGGGAACUCCAGGCAGGUUAAUUGAUCUUUUAACAAAGAAUGAUAUACAACUGGAUGAUGUAAAGAUUUUUGCUCUUGAUGAGGUGGACUGCAUGUUUCAAAGGGGAUUCCGAGAUCAGGUAAUGCAGAUAUUUAGGGCUCUAUCACAACCCCAGGUUUUACUGUAUUCUGCAACGGUCUCCCAAGAUAUAGAGAAUAUGGUAAGCUCUAUGGCAAAAGAUGUUGCUGUAGUCUCCGUUGGCAAGCCCAACAGGCCAAAUAAGGUUGUGAAGCAACUACCUAUCUGGGUCGAGUCGAAGCAAAAGAAGCAAAAGCUGUUUGACAUAUUGAUGAGCAAACAGCAUUUUAUGCCACCUGUGGUGGUUUAUGUGGGAUCAAGAUUGGGGGCCGAUCUCUUAUCUAAUGCAAUUACAGUCACCAUUGGAGUGAAAGCUUUAUCAAUCCAUGGGGAGAAAUCCAUGAAUGAGAGGAGAGAUAUAAUGAGGUCAUUUUUAAUGGGUGAGGUUCCUGUUAUUGUAGCCACUGGGAUUUUAGGCCGUGGAGUUGAUCUUGUGGGUGUAAGACAGGUAAUUCUGUUUGACAUGCCCAAUUCCAUGAAGGAGUAUGUCCAUCAGAUUGGUAGGGCAUCUAGACUGGGAGAAGAGGGUACAGCAAUUGUGUUUGUAAGUGAGGAGAAUAAGAACUUGUUUCCAGAUUUGGUUGAGAUUCUAAGAUCUUCUGGUGCAGCUAUACCUCGGGAGCUUGUUAAUUCACGGUAUAUGACAGUGACACGCCCAUUCUCCAAUGGCGGAGGCCAGAAAAAGAGGAAGCACAAGCAUGAAUGAAAUUUCCUAAUGUUCUUCUAGUCCGUAUCUGGAUAAGUGUACUAAAGGCAAAGAAUAGUUUUCCCUGAAUUCAGGGCAUGAUUAAGUUAGUAUAGUCCUGGCGGUUAUGUACAUACAAAAGAAAGAGAAAUGGGAAUGAAUGACUCUGUCAUUCAUGCUAAUUCAAACUGAAAAUAAAAAAUUCUUGUAUUCAAUUCAA